Ostreobium quekettii is the source of this 1650-nucleotide messenger RNA. NCBI's taxonomy places the organism in Eukaryota, Viridiplantae, Chlorophyta, Ulvophyceae, Bryopsidales, Ostreobiaceae. The record is from the annotation of a GenBank genome assembly.
AUGAAGAUGAAGUUGGAGGAGGAAGCCCCUUGCAAAGUACAUGAACAGGACUGCCCAGAAGAGAUGAUACAGCUGAUGAGGCGAUGCUGCUCCUGUGAGCCUGAUAAGAGGCCCACCAUCAACGAAAUCUGCAAUGCACUCUGCAGCCUCCCAGCAACUUGGCCUGAAGUGGACACUUCCAGUCAGGGCCUGGCGAGCAAAAUCCUUGAGGGGACCAGUGGUGAUUGUUGCCCAGUAGCCCUGAAGCUUCGUGUUCUGCUCAGGGCAAGCUUCACUGCUGUAGAAAAUAAAACUGUCGUACUGGCGUCCAUGGGUAGAAAAUUAGCCGCAGUGCUGCGGCAAUUCACUUCCAAGAUGGACAUAAAGGACACUGUUGUUCAAGUGGAAGAUCCUAUUCAUGGGUCUGUUGUCUUCCCAGUGUUGGUGCAAUUUGUGAGUGAAGAUGCUGUUACUUUGUUCAAAGAGAAGAUUCAGAUGUUUGCUUCAGCGACCUUCGACGCAUUUGUGGAGAUACUGCCAGAUGCACCCCGGCCAAUAUUGACCAUUGUGGAAGAAUUCUAUUGGGCGCAGGCACAGAUGUCGAGGCUGCAAGACGAAUUGCAAAUUGUCCAAAGACAGAUAGGCAGAUUCACGAGCUUCAUGUACUCCCAUUGGAUGCUGCGCUUUCUGCGUGAGACGAUCUGCAUCCUGCGAUGGAAUUUGAGGAGCAUACCAGAGCGCUCUGUGGAAGAUGAGUGCAGAAAGGAUUUGAUUGCUUUGGUGCACAUGCUAAAGCUUGCAUUGCAGCUUCUCCAGGACCACAAAUUUGUGGAUAUGUAUUUCUUGCAGAGCAGCAAAGAUACACAAAUGACUGUGGAUCGCAUACUCACUGCAGUCAGUGCUGUAGCAUCGAAAUGGAACAUGCCUGGGGCCAGGAUGCUUCCGAUUGGUGUGCCUGCCGAGUACCGUCAACACGACAGAGUACAUUUGGCUAAGCACUUGGCAUUUGUGCUUGGGAUCGGGUGCUCUCCCUUUGGGGCAGAUUCUGGGGAUAUCAAGGAAGCAUGGGAGGCGGUCAAAAACAGGCUUGAUACAAAGAGACAUCUGGCCAUCAUACCCAAGAAUGCAAUAAGAUUGGGAUAUCGACUGGGAGCUAGUGUGCAUGAAGCUUACUGGAAAAAAAGGAAGGUGGCCUCAAGACAGCUCGUCCCAACUGGGGUGCAGGAAAUGGACAUUGAGGAAUUUGCUAAACUGUACGCAAAGACAAUUUUCCAGAUGUCUGCAGAGGCCAAAUAUGUUGUGAAGGUGCAGGGAAUCAGUAGAUCAGGAGCGUUGUUGAUGGAUUUGGCAAAGUGUACUUUACAGCAGUGGUACCGAUCAACUUGUAUCCUUGUUGCUGCCAAGAUCACCAUGUUAACUCAUGCAGCAAAGGCACUGCUUUCCCUGCACAAUAGUGGCAUUGUGUAUGUGCAUGUGAAGAGCUCCAAUUUUCUGAUCUUCGAUCAGAAUGCUGAGGAUUAUGAAGUUAAUCCUGUGAGGCUGGCAGUACUGCCUUCAGAGGAUAGUGACUUAGAUAUGGUUCACAGCACCAUACAAACAGCACGCUGGAUGCCGGCAGAGCUCUAUGAAGGCGAGGCCCCAAGCAUGCAGACAGAUGUUUUCAGUUUUGGG